This is a messenger RNA of Aspergillus mulundensis, 2127 nucleotides long. It is a transcript of the gene sly1, whose product is annotated as syntaxin-binding protein. Gene Ontology annotation, cellular component: Golgi membrane; cytosol. The transcript is spliced from 4 exons. Bases 1 to 2127 code for a protein of 708 amino acids. The record is from RefSeq and is a predicted model, not a curated record. NCBI's taxonomy places the organism in Eukaryota, Fungi, Ascomycota, Eurotiomycetes, Eurotiales, Aspergillaceae. Gene Ontology annotation, molecular function: syntaxin binding. Gene Ontology annotation, biological process: endoplasmic reticulum to Golgi vesicle-mediated transport; intracellular protein transport.
AUGGCAUCACAACCUAUGUCUCUCCGAGACCGUCAGGUCGCUUCUCUUCAGAAGAUACUCAACCUAAACCACGAGCCGCACCCCGCGGAGGAUGCCGCCCAUGACGCUUCGGCGCAAGGCCUCAUCUCGACCCCUAUACUCAACGAGGAUGGCGACCCGAUCUGGAAGGUUUUGGUGUUUGACAAUCUGGGGCGGGAUGUUAUCAGCAGUGUGCUACGGGUCAAUGAUCUCAGAGCUUGGGGAGUAACCAUCCAUCUGAGCAUCAACUCUACCCGAUACCCUAUUCCCGAUGUUCCAGUUGUCUACCUCGUCGAGCCCACCGCUUCCAAUAUCCAGAUGAUUGCGGGUGAUCUCCAGCGCGGCCUUUACUCCCCCGCCUACGUCAAUUUCCUAUCCUCCGUUCCCCGACCUCUCCUCGAAGACUUCGCAACUCAAAUAGCAACAACUGGAACCGCCGAACAUAUCGCUCAGGUCUAUGAUCAGUAUCUGAACUUUAUUGUCGCCGAACCGGAUCUGUUCAGCCUUGGUCUAGGAAACGACGCCUACUGGAGGAUCAACAGCGCAAAGACGAGCGAUGCCGACCUCGACGAAAUCGUCGAUAGGAUUGUCAGCGGGCUCUUCAGUGUCAGCGUUACAAUGGGUGCCAUACCGAUCAUCCGUUGUCCCAAAGGAGGUGCGGCCGAGCUCAUCGCGACAAAGCUAGACCGCAAACUACGCGAUCAUAUUCUCAACUCCAAAGACAACUUGUUCUCAACCAACAAGAAGUCCACUCCCGGUGUCCCUUCAGCGCGGCCGGUCCUGAUUAUCGUUGACCGCAACGUCGAUCUAGUCCCGAUGCUCUCCCACUCUUGGACCUACCAAUCACUAGUACAAGAUGUUCUCCAAAUGCGGCUCAACCGUAUCACGGUAGAAUCGCCUCUAGACGAAUCAAACCCUGCCGGUGGUGUCACAAAGAAGGCCUAUGACCUUGGCAGUAAUGACUUUUUCUGGAAGCGUAACGCCGGUGCUCCGUUCCCCCACGUGGCAGAAGAUAUCGACGCCGAAUUAACACGGUAUAAGGAGGAUGCGACUGAAAUCACAAGAAAGACGGGAGCCUCCUCGAUUGAAGACCUUCAAGCCGACACCAGCGCCUCCGCGCAGCAUCUCAAAGCCGCCAUCACCCUCCUGCCCGAACUGCGGGAACGGAAAUCAAUUCUGGACAUGCAUAUGAACAUUGCAACCGCUCUUCUCAAGGGCAUCAAAGACCGCCAACUCGAUAACUUCUUUGAGCUCGAGGAGAACAUCACCAAACAAUCCAAAGCUCAAAUCCUAGAAUUGAUCAACGACCCUAAUAAGGGUGCAAACCCCACAGACAAACUCCGCAUAUUCCUCAUCUGGUUCCUGAGCACCGAAACCGAACUCUCCCGCGCCGACAUCACCCAGUUCGAAGAAGCCCUUACCCGAACAGGCGUCCAAGACGUCACCCCCAUCGCCUAUGUCAAGCAGGUCCGCGAACUCACCCGCAUGACCAUGAUGACCACGGCCACCGCCGCGCCGCAGCAGCAAUCCUCCGAUCUCUUCCGCGGCUUCUCUUCCCUUUCCAACCGUCUCACAGACCGCAUCACCUCCGGCGCCUUAGGCGCAAAUUUUGACUCCCUCAUCUCCGGCGUCAAGAACUUCCUCCCCGCCAACAAAGACCUCACGCUCACCAAGAUAACUGAGUCAAUCAUGGAUCCUGCCUCGGCAUCGAGCUCUGCUAUCGCAAAAACAGAAAACUAUCUCUACUUCGACCCUAGGAGCACCAACGCCCGCGGAACCAUCCCCCCGGCGUCGGCGGCCCGUAAUGCCCAGCAAGGCUCCUUAUCGAGCGGUCCCGGUACGGGGGCUAGCUUUGGCCAGCGUCGUCAAGCGUUUAAUGAAGCCAUUGUCUUUACUGUUGGCGGUGGCAGCAUGGAUGAGUACGGCAACUUGCAAGACUGGGUGCAGCGCACAAGUGGGCAGCAGGGCCACGAGGGGGCAACUAGCUCCCGCGUUGGGAACGAAUCACUCGGCGGUCCAAGGCGGAGAAUCGUCUACGGCAGUACGGACUUGAUGAAUGCCAAUGAGUUCCUGACUGAGUCACUGGCGAAAUUGGGAAGGGAGGGUUAG